This is a messenger RNA of Euleptes europaea (tarantolino), 2054 nucleotides long. It is a transcript of the gene ASIC4, whose product is annotated as acid sensing ion channel subunit family member 4. Bases 131 to 1747 code for a protein of 538 amino acids. Lineage: Eukaryota; Metazoa; Chordata; Lepidosauria; Squamata; Sphaerodactylidae. Gene Ontology annotation, molecular function: ligand-gated sodium channel activity. Gene Ontology annotation, cellular component: membrane. Gene Ontology annotation, biological process: sodium ion transmembrane transport. The transcript has 10 exons. The record is from RefSeq and is a predicted model, not a curated record.
CCUCCUGCGAUCUUGCUGGUUUAGGGGCGUCCUGCAGCAGCCAGGGGCGAGCGGCCGGUGCCGGGCACCUCAGGCUCCCGCUGCCUCUCCUCGCUGGGGGGGCAGCGCGCUGCCUGGUGCUUCGGCACAGAUGCCGAUUGAGAUUGUCUGCAAAAUCAAAUUUGCAGAGGAGGAUGAGAAGCAGGCGGCGAAAGAGGAAGGGGACGAGGAGAGCUUGCUAGAGGAGCCCCGCCGGCCACGCCACCGGGACCUGGCCGCCUUUGCGGGCGCCAGCACCUUGCACGGCCUCGGUCACGUUUGCCGCUCGGGGCGUCCGGGCGUCCGGCAGGCCCUCUGGGCGCUUGCCUUUGUGGCCUCGCUGGCCUUUUUCCUGUACCAGGCCGCCCGGUCGGCGCUCUUCUACCUGGAGCACCCGCACGUCACCAGCUUGGACGAGGAGGCCGCUCACAAGAUGAUCUUCCCGGCCGUCACCAUCUGCAACAUCAACCGUUUCCGCCACUCUGCGCUUACCGAUGCCGAUAUCUUCCACCUGGCCAACAUGACCGGACUGCCGCCCAAAGACCGUGAUGGACACAAGGCCUCAGACCUUCUGUACCCUGACCCAGACAUGGCUGACAUUGUCAACCGCACUGGACACCAGCUGGACGACAUGCUCAAGAACUGCAGCUUCAGUGGGGAGAAUUGCUCUGCGGAGAACUUCACUGUGGUCUACACACGCUAUGGGAAGUGCUACACUUUCAAUGCCGACCGAAACAAACCACGGGUGACCCGCCAGAGCGGAAUGGGCAAUGGGCUGGAGAUCAUGUUGGACAUCCAGCAGGAGGAAUAUCUGCCCAUCUGGAGAGAGACUAAUGAGACAUCAUUUGAAGCUGGAAUUCGGGUACAGAUCCACAGCCAGGAUGAGCCCCCCUACAUCCACCAGUUGGGGUUUGGAGUCUCCCCUGGUUUCCAGACCUUUGUGUCGUGCCAGGAGCAGCGGCUGACGUACCUGCCCCAGCCUUGGGGUAGCUGUCGGGCCAGCGUGAAGGGGGAACAGGUGCUGCCUGGCUACGAGAGCUACAGCAUUGCCGCUUGCAGGCUGCAGUGUGAGAAAGAAGCUGUGGUGCGGGACUGCCAGUGCCGGAUGGUGCACAUGCCAGGUAACGAGUCCAUCUGUUCACCCAAUGUCUACAUUGAAUGUGCUGACCACACACUUGAUACAGCUGUUGAGGAUUCCCAGGAACGUUGUGUCUGCCCUACACCUUGCAACUUGACGCGCUACGGCAAGGAGAUCUCCAUGGUGCGCAUCCCCAACAAGGGCUCGGCCCGGUACCUUGCUCGCAAGUACAACCGCAAUGAGACAUAUAUUCGGGAGAACUUCCUGGUGCUGGACAUCUUCUUUGAGGCACUGAACUAUGAGGCAAUUGAACAGAAGAAGGCAUACAGCCUGGCAGGGCUUCUGGGGGACAUUGGAGGCCAGAUGGGCCUGUUCAUUGGAGCCAGCGUCCUCACUGUCUUGGAAAUCCUUGACUACAUCUAUGAGGUGAUCCGUGACAAAGUAGCCCAUGGCUUAAGACGCCCCAAGCCACCUCUGAAGAAGCCUUCAGGCAGCAUUGCCACCUUGGGGCUGGAGGAGAUCAAGGAGCAGAGCCCCUGUGAGACGCUGGGCCGCCACUCCGAGGGCACUUACCCCACUGGCCUCCUGCCCAACCAUCACCAUCGCCACCACUACUCCCCUCAAGGGGUCUUCGAGGACUUCGCUUGCUAGGCCACCUUGUGCACGGCUGCCCCCAAAUUACACCAGUGUUUCUGGAGCAGCUUCAGGCGCAGGGGAUUCUGCCUUGUGCUAACAGGUCUGCCAAGGCCAAGCCAAGCCACCUCCUCCCACCUCCCAAGGCUUCCAAAGGCAUACGAUGCUUUAAUCCCCUUCCUCCUGCCUCCUCCCUCGCUGCUGUGCCCUUCCCAUUACCCAGUCCAGCUGGCCCUGCUCCCUAGGGCUCAGCGCCCCCUACAGAAGCACACUGAGAGCAUCAGCUGCCAGGAGCAAGGAGGUGGCAUGGGCUCCAGACUGCUCC